GCCUUGUUCUCUUUUGAUGAGGACGUCAAGGUCGUAGCCAUUACUUGCAAUGACCUGAGCUUUUUUCAGUCACUAGUCACAGACCCGAAAAGACAAUAAUGUCCUUAUCGCUUCCUUCUCGUUACGCUCUCUUCUCUGGCUCGACUCCUGUUCGCAUCAGCAGGAGCAACCUCUGCUUCGCCGUCUCCGCCGUACGAACUUCUCGCCGGAAUUCUAUACCAUUCACUCAGCCUAUCCUCCUCCGCCACGUCAUCUCUACCCGGUCGAAUUUCGAGAUCGAUCGAGACUAUAGACCUCAUGCGUCUUCUAUCGGAUCAUACGAGGAUAGCUCUUCUUCUAACGAACUAGAAGACGCCAAUUCGGAUGGUUUCGAUUUGGGCACCUUCGUUUCUUUCGCGGAGGCGCUUUGUAUUUUAUCUUCCGCCGUGAUUUCGGUGGUUCUCGCGGUGAAUUACGUGGUGGUUGGUGAAAUUGGGAAAAAGGUCUUGUCUUUAGGUUUCGUUGGAUUGGUUGGGUCAGUUGCCACUGGUUCGUGGCUUAGACGACGGCAAUGGAUGAGGAUUUGCAAAGGAGCGAGAGAAAGUGAGGGCACUAAUUUAAUUCGAAGGUUGGAGAAACUUGAAAAGGAUUUAAAGAGCUCGACUUCUAUUGUUAGAGUUCUUUCUAGGCAUCUGGAGAAGCUGGGAAUUCGGUUUCGGGUCACCCGAAAAGCUCUAAAGGAACCCAUUUCUGAGACUGCAGCUUUGGCUCAAAAGAACUCUGAGGCCACUAGAGUGUUAGCUGCACAACAAGAGAUUCUAGAGAAGGAGCUUGGCGAAAUCCAAAAGGUGCUGCUUGCUAUGCAGGACCAACAGCGAAAGCAACUCGAGCUGAUCCUUACAAUAGCAAAGAGCAGCAAGCUGUUUGAGAGCAGUAGUAGCAAGCAAGUGCCUAACGAACAACGGAAAGAUAAAGCAGAGGAAACCUCAACACCCAAACAGAUACUCGUUCAAUAAACCAGACAUAAUGCAAAACACACGAGACAAUGUGUAAGUUUUGUCUGGACAACAAGACUCGAAGAGAGCGAAAACACUGAAUUUGGAGAAGUCACUGUGGUUACGUAGCUGUAUUGUCAUCAUUGUUUUGGGAUUUGUAAUUUUCACUUGUAUCGAAUCAAAGUUUUUCCUUCUAAUAAGAAAGUUCUUGAAUC
This is a messenger RNA of Arabidopsis arenosa, 1189 nucleotides long. The record is from the annotation of a GenBank genome assembly. Lineage: Eukaryota; Viridiplantae; Streptophyta; Magnoliopsida; Brassicales; Brassicaceae.